This is a messenger RNA of Neolamprologus brichardi, 1420 nucleotides long. Lineage: Eukaryota; Metazoa; Chordata; Actinopteri; Cichliformes; Cichlidae. The record is from RefSeq and is a predicted model, not a curated record.
CCGUGACGUGUAGUAGCUGUAUAAUAUACCUUACACUCUGGUACUUCACCGUAACAUCAUCUCCCCCUGCUGGCGGGUGACUAUGUAUGCAGCUCCAGUGGAUUUAUCUUUUAAAAACAUCAGCAGUUUAACAGACACAUGGAUAGAGGAGCCCAACAGCGGUCUGCGGCCUGUAAAGAAAAAUUCAGAGAUGAAAUAUCUCAGCUGUUCGCUCCGCCUCAACAACAACAACAUCACUGAGCUUCAUGACCUCCAGAAGACUGUUAGCCAUUUCCUGGCUCAGCCGGCACAUCUAACCUGGUUGGAUCUUUCCUUCAACAAAAUCACACACAUAGACCACGUCUUGUGUGAGUUGCGUGAACUGCGUGUGUUGUACCUUCAUGGAAACAGCAUUUUUAUUCUGUCAGAGGUGGACAGGCUGGGAGUGCUACCACAUCUGCACACCAUCACUCUGCAUGGAAAUGUGAUAGAAACCAACAAGGCAUACAGGAAUCGUGUGAUUACCGUCCUGCCUCGGUUAAAGACGAUGGACUUCAGUGCCAUAACGCGACAGGAGCGAGUCUUGGCAAAGAUCUGGCACCAGAGCAACAGCCGCUGCAGGAGCAGCAAGGUUAACCAGUGACUGCUGGCUCAUCUCCAUCCAUAAACUGAUAUUCUUUACCUAUUUGUCAAGUGCACACUUUAUUAAGCAUGAAGCACACAUAAAGGGAUUAAUCCAAACACUGAAUAACCAUUUUUAAUAACCAUUAAAAAACUAGCUGUAUGAUCUGGCAUUGUAUGGAUGGCAAGCCAGUCCUUAUAUGCUAAGGGUAUAUGAGAAGGUGACUGAGAGCUGCAGAGAAAGCAGGAGGGUCACAGAGAGAAAAAUAAAAAAGAAGAGGGAGAGGCUCUGGGAAACAACGACCCUUUGAGCAUUAAUAUCAAGGGGUAUGUCACAAUUGCAGGAGCAAAUCUGCACCGAUUUAAUAUCUCUCCUUUUUCUCAAAAAAAAAAAAGAGCUUAUAUGUAUUGCAUUUUGUGUAGUAAUCUCUGAGUAGGUAUGAGCUCAAAACAGGCCAAAAAGUGACAAAAUUCAGCCUACUUCUGCUUACUAGCAGGGCCUAUAACUCAGGACUAAGUUUAAUAGUAAUUUUGCAUGGCUUUAUUAAAUAUACUAAAGUCAGUAUACAAAAAAAAGCAUAAAAAAGAGAGACACCUGACUUUUCUUUAAAUCGGUUAACUCAAGCGUGGCUGAUUGAUGAGGCCACUGAUAGUAACUGUUCUUCAGAAUUAGUAGUGUUGUAGUACAUUACUGUGUUCUUUAUCCAUAGAUCACAAAAUGUUGUCAUUCACAUCCAGAUAUCUGAUCAUUCAUGUGGGUUUUGGAAAUAUUUUAAUACUGUUUGCAACAAAGUUAAAUUAAAGAAAGUGCUGUUGACCA